Messenger RNA from Lottia gigantea (owl limpet), 2493 nucleotides. RefSeq lists its product as hypothetical. Gene Ontology annotation, cellular component: membrane. Lineage: Eukaryota; Metazoa; Mollusca; Gastropoda; Lottiidae. Gene Ontology annotation, molecular function: ligand-gated sodium channel activity. The transcript is spliced from 10 exons. Gene Ontology annotation, biological process: sodium ion transmembrane transport. The record is from RefSeq and is a predicted model, not a curated record. The coding region runs from base 1 to 2133 and encodes 710 amino acids.
AUGCGUGAUGUAAAGAUGCUGGGAGAAGAAAAAUGGAAAGAGAAAUGUGAUCGUUAUUUUUCAUCAAUGGGUGAUUUAACUGAACAGAAAUCAAACAAUACCAGACGUGAACUUCUUCCCGCGUCUGAUUCAGACACUAUCUUGAGCAAACGAAAUCGCCAGAGCAUAAGAAAAUGGGUCAAUGGUUUGGAUCUACAUGGAAGUUCUUUUCUCAGCGCAUCUCGAUCAAAGUUCACCAUGGCCAUUUGGUUGAUAUUGAUCUUAUUCAGUUUAGCAUCGUAUGGCUUGCUGACUUAUCUGCUAAUAAAUGACUAUUUUCACCAGGCGCCAAAAUUAGUUUUGACGUCUGCGACUCGGGAAACGCACAUUGACCCCUCGUUAUCAGUGACGUUCUGUAAUCUAAAUAUAUUGAAGGUGUCCAAACUAUCUGCAACCAGAUUUGAAAAAUUGAGAAAUUUGUUGCCGAAGACUGUAAACGCAAAUGCACCACAAACAGACAGAAACUCUGCGCCUCUUUCCGAUAUGCUAAGAACAACAAACCUGUGGGAAACUUUACAGUCAAACCUUGGAGAAAACCUCACAUCGUUUUUAUCAGAGAUUGAGCAUGAGUUUUCUGCUUAUGAAAAUCAAGAGACCGAUCAAGAUUUGGAGAGUUUGUACCAUGCAGCUCUAGAAGGCGAUCUGAGCUCGAUAUACGAUGCUUUACGAUUAUCACGACACGAUAUCCAGAGUUUGGGACAUCAGCGAACGGAGAUGUUGCGACAUUGUUGGAUAAAUGGUCGUAAUUGUCUAGAAAGUGAGAUGAAAGUAUUUGUUGACAGCCAGAAAGGAAAUUGUGUAACAGUAAAAUCUUCGUCCAAAAUGGAUGGAUUCGAACGAUUGUCGUUACUGUUGGAUACUGAACCAUAUGAAUAUGUUGGAGUAACCUCCCCUGUAACAGGGUUUGUGGUGUCUGUACAUGAUUCCAAUAUCAACCACGACGAGACAUCUCAGUUCAUCACCUCUCCAGGGGAAAACCUCAAUCUCAAAAUACAUCAGGUGUCCAGGUAUCACAGAAUAACAGGCUGUACUACAGAUCCAUAUCAUAACCAACAGACAUGUUUACAAAGGUGCCUAGGAAAGAAUAUUAUAAAAACUUGUGGAUGCUCAAUAUCUCUGGAUGCUGCUCUGAAAACUCGAUGUAGAUAUAAUAUACCGUAUGAAUAUGUAUGCAAACGAAGUAUGGAGUAUCUGAUAAAGAAAGGCCGUUUGAACUGUGAUUGUCCGAAACGUUGCAGAGAAAGACAAUAUGACAUCAGAUCUACCAGAGGUGAUUGGCCUUCCAGAUUUCACUCGGUUCAUAUAGAGAGAAGUUUGGCAGCUAAGGGGUUAACAAGAAACUAUGCCCAAUUAAGAGAAACUAUGGUAAAGGUUGAUAUAGAUACAACUCAAGCUCAGUUUACAGAUUAUAAAGAACAGUACGACAUUACUUGGUUAGGAUUAUUAUGGAGAAUGGGAGGUCUGUCGGCCAUGUUUAUUGGAAUAUCAGCUCUAUCUAUACUGGAAAUCAUCUGGUUAUUGGGACGAUCUGUUACAGUCUGUUGUACAACAUUUAGGAGGAAAGCCACACCAAAAGUGAAGGAUGAAGAAGACGAAGAAGCACAUUCUACCUGGGAGAAUAACCAGGCAACACCAAAACUCCAACCAACCGUCAAUAAACCAACACAGCGACCACGAUUACCCAGCCUCCCUGUCGAAACUCGACCCUCAAAUAAUCUCGGACCCAUCCCUGAGGAUUUUUCACACAUUGAAAAUAAUUUUAUAACCCUCAACGAUGACUACGAUGAAAUCGAUCAUAUUUAUGCCCAAGUUUGGGAUCCAACCACAUCCGGUCAAAUUCAAAAUGGCGGUUUAGAAAAUAACGUGAACGCGGUGACCAAUCGGUUGUCAGGGAAGAAAAGCAACUAUAACAUCAAAGUCAACAAUAAAUCCCAAGAUGCCAAAAGGAACUAUUUUACACGAGCGGAAGGUUCUGCGCCUGAUAAUCGUCAACGGAAUCGAAUCAUUACGCCACAUCUGGUGCAGACGUACUCCACGCAUCAGACACAAACACGUCUGGUAACUGGCACCAGACCAGGGAUAUUCUACAUGUAGAUUCUUGAUCAAAACUUGCAUAAACUUGAAAAAUUAUUGGGACAACCCAUGUUUACCACAACAUUUGGAGAAAUAGAAAACUGCUCUAUUGAUUGGUUAAUCGAAAAAUGUUGAAACAAUGUUACCAAUCAAAAUAGCUUUUGAAAUAAACCAAGAUCUGAUGCUAAAUUCUGGGUGCGUAUUACUGCCUAAAAUGAUACACUAUGCAUGCGUUCGAGGAUCUUGUAUCUACAAAAAUUUGUAACCAUUUUUAUUAGAUUUGUCCCACUUUGUUGUUGACAUCUUUGUCUUCUAACCUCAGUGUACAGUGCUAUUUGUAAAAAAUGUAAAUAUUAUUAUUUAUUACACUAAUAAAGUUAC